This is a messenger RNA of Dictyostelium discoideum AX4, 228 nucleotides long. RefSeq lists its product as hypothetical. NCBI's taxonomy places the organism in Eukaryota, Evosea, Eumycetozoa, Dictyosteliales, Dictyosteliaceae. The record is from RefSeq and is a predicted model, not a curated record. The transcript is spliced from 3 exons. Bases 1 to 228 code for a protein of 75 amino acids.
AUGAUUUCACUAAUUUAUUUAAUGAUAAUUAUUUUAAAAUUAAAAAAAAUAAUUAAUAUUUUUGAAAAAAAAAAAAAAAACUUACUAUCAGAAAGACAAAUUAAAAAAAAAAUAGAAAAUAAAUUGUUAAAUGCUUAUAUUGAUAAGGUUGGCGCUUGUCUGUUGGUCGCCUCUUUUUUUUUUUUACUCUUAUUUUUUAUUUUCCAUGCAUAUCCCCUUAAAAAUUGA